CGUGGAAAACGCAAAAUUGAAGGAAACAGUCGUAAUCGAUGUUCAGACUUUUUGCGAGAUAUAUUGGCUACUUCAGAUCAUAUCGUUGCCUUUCGUUCCAGUCAAAAUGUCAUGUAACUACAAACAAACAUGCGGCCGCUAAAUCAAUCGAGUUGCUUAAGAUCGUCUGAUUGACUGACUUAAAGGGAACAAAGAAUUAUCAGCGCAGAAUAUAAUUAAGCUCGUCCGUAUGCUCGUAAAAUGAUCGUCAUCGAAAAGACGACUGACUCACUCGUCGCACACAUUGUAUUCGCGCUAUUGAAUGCGAUAUUGCAUUAUGCAUUCUAUAGAGCUACUAUCGCUUUAAUUAUAUUGCUGAAGGAAUGCAUCGGCUGGAUUCUCCGAAAAUUAAUAACAUUUAGCUUGUCACGAAGUGCAACUGAUGCUUUAUCCCAUGUGAAUUCCCAUGUGAAUCUGCCGUGCCACGAGAAGUCCUCAUAAAAUCGCCUGUAAAAUGCCGAACCUGUCAAAGGCUUUUGUUACUAUGAAUAUGCACGAGAAUUCUAAUCGCCCAUGCGAAAAAUUUCACAAACCAUUAAUGAAAACAGGUACUGGAUUAUACCUUCCAAAACCCGAUCCGGAGGAUUGUGAAUGUGACGUUCACGGUAUUGAAAUUAAAAAAGCUAGAUACAAACAAUUGGCUAAUAAGGAACGUCGAGUUCGUGACGAGCUAGCGAAAGUCAAUCGCGAAAUGAUAGAUCUCACAUCAUUGAUGCUGGACAGUGCUUGCAAUGUAGACGAGACGAUGAAGAGCGUUUACAAAACGGAUUAUGAGAAAAGAGGUCUACCCGUGGCACACUAUAGACCGUUAAUAGCGGCGGUAGAUUCGCCGAUUCUGUCAUCCAUUAAGCCUGCAAUGGUUGGCUUGAAAGAUGCUUAUAAAGAUCCGAUCAAAUUCAAAUAUUCAGCUAUGGAAAGUCCAACGAUUCAACCCGCCAAGACAAUAACUCUUUUGAAGGUUUCAGACACUUGUUCUUUUUGGGACGAGCCAUUCACAGGUUGUUCAGAAUAUAUGGACACCAUCAGCAAAAUGGGUAUGAAUAAUAUGAGAAAUCAGCAACAAUAUCUGAGGCCUCUUCUGCCAUCAAGAAGUUUUGAUUAUUGCAAUUUACCAAAAUCGAUGUAACAACUGCCUAUACGGGGACGUAAUUUUUUUUGCCGAACAAAAUAAUGUUAUGCAAUCAUUCAUAUUGUAAAGUGAAGGGAAUAUAAUAACGCACGAAUAAGAUGUAAUCAAUUUUUGUCUCUGUCUUUAGACAAUAUUUUAUUUAUCACAUUGCAGUAGCCCGUAGUUAACGAGUUCUCACAAAGGAGUCGGUUUGCAAACAAUUCUCUCGGAUUGCUAUUUAGGUUACAGAUGAACUAUAUGGCUGUACCGUUAAGCGAUUACGUGGCUUAGUAUUUUGCUUGGUCCUCGUACGUAAAUUUUUACGGUAUAUCGUUACAUUCUCAAUGGCAAAAAUAUAAUCAACUAUAUUGAUGCUUGCAUUGUAAAAGCGCAAACUAAAUGUUAGUCAAUUACGUGAGCUAAGUACAGUGAAAAAAUCUAGAAUAUCUGCAUAUAUACAUAUAGAUCUACGUUAUAUGGAAAUCUAUAUAGAUUUAUAUGUAUACGUGGAUUUAAUAUGUACAAAUUUUGCGUAUUACGUAUUUACGUAUUUACCUCCGUUUAAUAAAAAUGUCUUCAUACAGAGAUAAUAACAAUAUGAACUUUAUAAUAUUCUUUUUUACAAUAAUAGAGUCGCAACAUAAUAUGUA
This is a messenger RNA of Ooceraea biroi (clonal raider ant), 1797 nucleotides long. RefSeq lists its product as uncharacterized. Lineage: Eukaryota; Metazoa; Arthropoda; Insecta; Hymenoptera; Formicidae. The record is from RefSeq and is a predicted model, not a curated record.